UCAUUAUCACAACCAUGUCUUCUUUUCUGAAGCUUUUCGUCAUCCUAUCCCUGUCAGCAAUAGGGGCAGCAAGAUCUUUAACCGCAACAACAACAAAAAUCCUUCCAACACGUUUAGAAUCAUUUGCUGGAGCAGGAACCAACAACAAAUGUUGGGAGACAAUGUUUGAACUCCAACAUUGUACCGGCGAGAUUGUUGAGUUUUUUAUCAAUGGUGAAACACAACUUGGAUCGGGAUGUUGUGAUGCUCUUCUCACCAUAGCUAAUGAAUGUUGGCCAAAUAUGCUUACCUCUUUGGGACUUACGCAGGAAGAAGCUGGAAUUCUACAUGGUUUUUGCAACGGUGCUGCAUCAGUCACUAAACCGAAUCCACCUUCUGUUACUGCUAAUGCUAAUGCACCUACUCCUAAUAAUUACUAUUAUUGAACUUUCUACUAUUAUGAAAUGUAUUCCACUUUUCCAUCAAUAAAAAUACGGUGAUAUAACAUAGAGCUACUCCUCUCUGUUUUUUUACGCAUAUAUCUUU
This is a messenger RNA of Lathyrus oleraceus (garden pea), 525 nucleotides long. Its product is annotated as egg cell-secreted protein 1.4-like. The coding region runs from base 15 to 425 and encodes 136 amino acids. Gene Ontology annotation, biological process: double fertilization forming a zygote and endosperm. The transcript has a single exon. NCBI's taxonomy places the organism in Eukaryota, Viridiplantae, Streptophyta, Magnoliopsida, Fabales, Fabaceae. The record is from RefSeq and is a predicted model, not a curated record.